ACGCUGCCUCUCCCCAACGGGCCAGUCAACAGAAGAAGUGCGGACGGUGGGAUCUUCGGCACGGCUCCCAGGGUGUCUUCUGACGGAGGGAGAGUUGGAAGAAGCCUUGGAGGGAGUCUCAAGCGAGCGUGUAGCAGCGGAGGGAAGCCGAGAGCGGUAGAAGACAGUGCCACAGGAGACACAACAGGAGCCAGCAGUGGGAGAGGCAGAGACGGUAGAGGAAGUUUCAGAGACACCGCACCUUCAACGCCUGCUACAGCCACACCCACCAGCUACCGGCGAGCGACGCCCAACCAGAGAGCGGCGGCAGGGGCGGCGGCGGUAGUGACAACGUCAGGCCCUCCACCGCGCUACCAGAUCUCUGAAUACACUUUCGAGAGGGAACAGCCAGACUCACCCUUCUCUGACGAGAAGGACAGCGAGGAGAAGAAAAAAAGUUGGGACGGGUACACGUGGAGACACUGGUGCGUGCUGGCGGCGUUGCUGCUGCUAAGUGGGGGGGUGGUGCUGGCUGUGGCCUCCCCGCUGCCAGGAGGGACGCCCUCCCAACCUAACAACGCCCUCGCCCGUGUCCACCACAUUCUCAGCAAAGUUCCCCUCAUUGAUGGGCACAACGAUAUGGCGUGGAACAUCCGAAACUUCGUCCAUAACAAGUUGGAGAAGGUUGAUAUGUCACAGAAUCUGAGCAACGUGGAGCCCUGGGGCAGCUCUCCGUGGUCUCACACCGACUUGGCCAGGAUGCGACACGGCAGAGUCGGGGCGCAGUUCUGGGCGGCAUAUGUACCGUGUGGAGCGCAGUACCUCAACGCGGCACAGGUGACUCUGGAGCAGAUCGACGUCAUCAAGCGGAUGAUUGCGCGCUAUCCUCAACACCUCGGCUACGCGCAGUCCUUCGCUAGUUUGAUGGAGGUGUACAACUCAGGACGCAUCGCCAGCCUAUUAGGGGUGGAGGGCGGCCACCUAAUGGGCGCCAGUCUCUCUGUGCUGAGGAUGUACUACGACCUGGGCAUCCGCUACCUCACCCUCACCCACACCUGCAACACCCCAUGGGCAGACUCCUCUCUCGCGGACUCACCGGGCCACCACGAGGAGAACUUCGGUCUCAACGACUUCGGGGCGAAAGUGGUGUUGGAGAUGAACCGGCUGGGGAUGUUGGUGGACCUGUCCCACGUGUCUCAGCAGACCAUGAGGGACGCCCUGGCAGUGAGUCGCGCCCCUAUCAUCUUCUCCCAUUCUUCCGCCCACGCCCUCUGUCACCACUCUCGCAACGUGCCCGAUGAUAUACUCAAACAAGUGCACUUAAAUGGUGGGAUAGUGAUGGUCAGCUUUUACAACUACUUCCUUACCUGUAACGACUCCGCCAGCGUCCACGAUGUCGUCCGUCACAUUAACCACAUCCGGGACGUGGCGGGGCUGGACCAUGUUGGUGUCGGGGCAGACUUUGACGGCAUCAACAAGACGCCGGUAGGUCUGGAGGACGUCAGUAAGUAUCCUCUCCUACUUGCCGAGGUGCUCAAGGACCCUCGCUGGUCUGAGGACGAUGUGGCCAAGCUCGCUGGUCGCAACUUCCUACGGGUGCUGCAGCGAGCCGAGCAGGUUCGAGAUGAGCUUCGGUCAACCCAGCCGUAUGAGGACCACAUCCACCCGGACAACUUGGCUGGGCGUCGGUCCUGCUGGUUCACGUGACGCAGCCCUUUCUUUAGGUCUUCUCCCGCUGUCCUCCUCCUCUCCUUCCUCCUCUCCCUCCUGCUCUGCUGCCUUCACCUUCCAACCAGCAAGAAGACACAAGGGGAGUGAAGAAGACCAACAACAAGAGGGGGAGGUGGAGAAGAGAGAGAACGAGAGAGAAAGAGAGAGAGAGAGAGGAAUAGUGUCAUUCCAGUUACUUCAGGAGGUUCGUCUAGAACUCUAGAUGAAACAUACUGGAAACUCAGGAGGCAGAAAGAGAGAAAGUUCGAGGUAUUGUUUGUGAAUUUAUUUCUCUUUCUGGACCUGAAAAAAAAUAAUAUCGUGAUUCUGAAAUUAUACUGAAACUGAAUAUUGUUUGUGAUAUGACUCUAGAAAAGGAAAACUUUUGUGUCAAGUGUCUUUCUGGAAUACUAUAUCAUGUUUGCAACUUCGUACUCAAACUGUAGAUCAUAAUUAUGUGUGUGUGUGUGUGUGUGUGUGUUGUAUCAUGCUGGCAAUAAAGAUCGGUUACUUCAGCCACUUUAGAAUCGAACAUCGUGUGUGUGUGUGUGUGUGUGUGUGUUUUACGCCACUACGGACCUGACAAUCUUGUGUUGGGGAGUCAGCCCAAGACUAAUGAUUGCGUCUCAAGUCUGUCCGUCUCUGGAUAUCGUGCGGCUGACGUUAUUCCGGUACUAAAGAUCUUGUUUGUGGCGUCUUUCUCGAGCUGGAAAUAGCAUUGCACUUGUUUGGAAUGGAAGUUAAUGCGUUCCACGUCUUUCUGCAGGUUUAUAUGGAUCCAUUAAUGUCAUUCUGGAAGUGAGGAGUUCAUAACCACUUAUUGUUAGUUUAUGAUGGAACUAAUUACCCCUUACAGUGUGGCUUAAGGAAGAGACCAUUCUUGAACAACAUUAUAGUGUCCGGCAUGAUGCUGAAGCUCAUUGUUGUUUAUGUGAUAUUACUGUUGAGUCGAAAACUGUAUUAUCGAUCUCGCUGUCAAGAUAAUUACUGUGACACAAGCUUGAAAAUUCUCCACCGGUAGUGGGAUAACUUAUUUAAAAAGUGAAAGUUUGUUUUGAAAAUUUGAAAAUCCUUCAGCAAUCAUAUGAGUGAAGUGAAAAAAAUCUGAAAUUUGGAGGAACUACUUUAUUGUGACAUUUGUGUACUGACUUCACGUGGACGUGCACCCAUCUGGUGAAGACAAUAUGAAUUGUAAAUUAAUUCGCCAACUUGUGACAAUGUGUUUUGCAGUGUUUAUAUAAAAGACACCAAAAGGUGAUUUGUACAAGUAUAAACAAAAUGCCAUUUUGAUCUAUAUCUCUGUAAUAUAUGAGGGGGAGUGUAUCAUAGAGCUAAAAACAAAGUGUCAUUUUGUGAUGUUUCUAUGUAGGUCACAAAAUGUUUAAACUUGAAACAAAGUGUCUUUUGAACUUUUUUUCUAGAAAUCUCACUGAUAGAAAUGUCUUUUGGAAUAUUUAACACAGCAUCUCUUUUUUUUCGACUUCAGAGUUUAGGAUCGCCAUGUCCUUUUGUGAAUAGAGCAUUUUGGGACCGACCGUAGAAUAAAGUAGUUUAACGUAGAUGUCCAUCCCGAGCUUACAAAAUAUGAUUCUUCUUUACACUCUGGCCACGCACCAGUGUUUGUUGUUCUUGGCCUAAUGUUUACAAGGUCACCACACUUGAAGAUUGACUUAUAUAUAUAUAUAUAUAUAUAUAUAUAUAUAUAUAUAUAUAUAUAUAUAUAUAUAUAUA
This is a messenger RNA of Homarus americanus (American lobster), 3420 nucleotides long. Its product is annotated as dipeptidase 1-like. Gene Ontology annotation, molecular function: metallodipeptidase activity. The record is from RefSeq and is a predicted model, not a curated record. NCBI's taxonomy places the organism in Eukaryota, Metazoa, Arthropoda, Malacostraca, Decapoda, Nephropidae. Gene Ontology annotation, biological process: proteolysis.